CAAAUAUUAUUUACGAGAGCAAGAAAAUACUGGAUGAGUAUGAUGGAAGGCAAGACUUAAAAGUUUUCAGAAGCCAAGGUGCUUUCGAAUUUUUACAAUCAAUAAUUGAUGAGUAUAAUUUGGUAAGUGUUACUUAUAAGGAAGGAGAAGGGCUUAGUUCAAUCAAGGAAAUGUUAGAGAAAAUCGAAGAACAAAAAAUUAAAUAUAUUGGAAAAAUAAAAAAAGCAUCAGAUAUACCAAAUAUUGUUUUGCUGAGUUUAAGAGAUAGAGAGAAUGUCUAUCCAAAUGAUUUUUUGGUAAAAAAUGAGAUUAGAAGUGCAUCUAAACCAGCCGGUCUUCCAAAGAAACUUUAUGACAGAAAGGAUAAAAAAGUAAUAAAGUUUGAAGAAAUUGCUCUAAAUCAAUCAGCUGAUGCCGAAGGAAAGUAUGCCGAUCAGCAUAAAUUCGAGAAAGAAGCAGAAAAAAUCGCUACUCCAAUUGGUUGGGUUCGUUAUAAGGACAGAUAUAGUCAUGACGAUAGAUUAACUUUCCGCUUGCACGAAGCUUUAAGAGGAAUAAAAGAACGUCGGCGAGGGGUUCCUCUCGAUGGAAUAUAUUCAAUACUAGGUUUAUUGCCUUAUGGUAAUAAGGUGGAGCCUAAAUAUAAACCAAGAGGCAAGGAGGAUGCCGAAGAAGCCUUGAUUGAGGUCAUGAAGGCGGCAGUGAACUCAGGAUGUUGUGAACCGCUUGCUUGGUAUGGACCAAGUAGUAAAGAUGCUGGCAAAAGAGGAGUAAAUAUCGAGUGUGAGCCAACAAGCAUAUAUUUUGAUGAUACUAGUGCACUUGCAUUGCAUUCCAAAAGAUAUUACAUAGACAGCAAAACUGAAGACAUAAUGGGAAUUGGUGGAAAAUCUAUAUUGGGAGGAACUUAUUCAGGAACAAUUAUUAUAAAGGGGAAUGAUGACAUUAAAAAAAUUAAGAUUUGA
Racocetra persica is the source of this 965-nucleotide messenger RNA. The record is from the annotation of a GenBank genome assembly. Lineage: Eukaryota; Fungi; Glomeromycota; Glomeromycetes; Diversisporales; Gigasporaceae.